UUUAUUACCGGGUGUCUUACAAAGUAGUCUCCUGCAUUGACAUGGAGACGUCGGUAGUUCUGCCAGUGGAAGCAGAGGGGUUCGUUCAAAGUCUGGAAACUUUCUCCCUCAAGGAAAUCGGCUCUGAGAGGUGGUUCAGACAGCAUGAGUAUAUUGAGAAACUCAACAUGCAGGCAAUUCUGAAUGCUUCUGCCAUGCAUGAUGAAUUUGUCAAGGAGUUCCUGGUGUCAUACGGAAAGAUACCUGUCCUGGUCCAUGAGAUGAUUGUUGUUGAGGUCUGGAAACAAAAAGUGUUUCCAAUCUUAUGUCAGCUGCAAGACUUCAAUCCGCAGAACACAUUUCAUCUUUACAUGGUGAUCCACCAUGAAGCCACAAUCAUAAACCUACUUGAGACAAUAAUGUUUCAUAAGGAUUCAUGUGAGGCUGCUGAUGAUUCUGUUCUUGACUUGGUGGACUACUGCCACCGCAAACUCACCUUGCUGGCCAGUGAAGCAACCAGGGAAUGUGCCGUGACUCAUGACCAGCACAAAGUGAUAAGCACUAUUGAGGAGUUGCAGAUGCAGAGUGCUGCUCUGGAGUUUGAAAUCUCCCUGAAAGCUGUAUCUGUGCUGCGCUACAUCACAGAUCACACUGACAGUAUCAGUGUUAUCAGUCGUAUGCUGUGCACACAUAAUGUCCCAUGUGUGCUGGUUCAGCUGAUUGACUGCUGCCCUUGGAGUCGCUGCGGAGACGGUGAAGUACAAAAGUACAUAAAUGGUAAAUGGCAGAAAAUUCCUGCUGAAGAUCAUUUAAAGAUGACAAAAUUGGAUGGCCAGGUCUGGCUUUCCCUUUACAAUCUGUUAUUAAAGGAGGACUGCCAAAGGAAAUACGACUUCAACAGUUUCAACAAGAGCCAGCUUCUCAAGCUCCGGGGUUUCUUGACAGAUGUGUUGGUUGAUCAGUUUCCAAACCUGAUAGAGCUGCAGCGCUUCCUGGCUCAUCUUGCCGUUACAGACGCAGCUCCUCCAAAAAAAGAGCUAAUUUUGGAACAGAUCCCAGAAAUGUGGAACCACAUUGUCAGAGAGAACUCUGGGAAGUGGAAGGCAAUAGCUAAGUAUCAAGUCAAAGAAACAUUCAGCCUAUCAGAAAGUGACUUGAUGCGUCAAGCACAGAGAUUGGCUCAGACAUACAACUUGGAUGUGAUGGAGAGUUUACUUCCUGACAAACCAAAGUGUGGAUUUUGUGGAAAAGGGGCUACAAAGAGAUGCUCUCAGUGCCAGGGAGAAUGGUACUGUCACAGAGAGUGUCAGGUGAAGCACUGGCCCAAACACAAGCAAACCUGCAAGCUCAUAGCCGAGACCACAGAGACGAUCCAGAGGGACGUGCACAUCAGCAGCUGAGAAAGAGACAUGGAUGGAACCCUCACCGAUGGCAGAUGCAAAAGUUACACGAUGGAAAGAGAACUGCUUCUGAUUAAUGCGUAAAUCUUUGCUGGAAAUCUUUAUGCACCACUGCAGAUUUUCGUUGAAAAAGCUGUAAUAAAAUCUUUAACUUCCUGAGUUCACUUUUUUUGCGGU
Amphiprion ocellaris (clown anemonefish) is the source of this 1556-nucleotide messenger RNA. It is a transcript of the gene zmynd10, whose product is annotated as zinc finger, MYND-type containing 10. Bases 42 to 1379 code for a protein of 445 amino acids. Gene Ontology annotation, biological process: outer dynein arm assembly; inner dynein arm assembly; motile cilium assembly. The transcript has 12 exons. The record is from RefSeq and is a predicted model, not a curated record. Lineage: Eukaryota; Metazoa; Chordata; Actinopteri; Pomacentridae. Gene Ontology annotation, cellular component: cytoplasm; centriolar satellite.